Candidula unifasciata is the source of this 1245-nucleotide messenger RNA. NCBI's taxonomy places the organism in Eukaryota, Metazoa, Mollusca, Gastropoda, Stylommatophora, Geomitridae. The record is from the annotation of a GenBank genome assembly.
AUGGAGGCAAACACGUCAUCGCAACAUAUUAACAUACCGGAAAUGACUACUUCAGAAAGCCACGUGCCCACGGAUAUGAUGAUAACCAAUCGAAGCAACGGAACUACGCCAUGUUGGAACGAAUAUUGUUGGGACGAACCGACCUACUUUGAUCAUUUGUACGAACACAUUACUCCGGAAGACUUCGAAUGGGGUUUUAUAGUUCCUUAUUUCCUGACUUUCAUCGUGGGGCUGGUCGGAAACGCCCUGGUGUGCUUCGCCGUGUGGCGCAACCACAACAUGAGAACAGUAACCAAUGUGUUUAUCGUGAACUUGGCUGUGGGAGACUUCAUGGUGAUUCUGGUGUGUCUGCCGCCCACACUGAUCCAAGACGUUAUAGAGACCUGGUUUCUGGGCACCGCUUGCUGCAAGGUCGUGCUCUAUCUACAGACCACAGCAGUGUGUGUCUCUGUGCUGACCCUCAGCGCCAUCGCCGUGGAGCGCUGGUGGGCCAUCUGCUACCCCUUGAGAUUCAAGAGUACACUUCCCCGCGCCAGGAAGAUCAUCGUACUUAUCUGGGUGGUUGCCUUCCUUACUGCACUCCCCGAGGCGGUCGUGGCCAAGGCCAUUCCCUAUAACUUCCCCAACCGCAUCUCUACCAAGCUGCUGACCAUGUGCAAACCGUCCUGGGACCCGCUCAACCAGGGGAUCUACCAGAUCAUCCUGGCGCUCAUCUUCUACGUGCUGCCCAUGAUCCUGAUGGCUUUGACCUACUCACACAUCGCUUGCGUCCUGUGGAAGCGUGAUAUUCCCGGAGCUAUUGUCAACAUCAAAACUCCAGGACGGAAACCUAUGCUCGACAGCAACAGAAACUCCCAAGAAGAUCAGAUCGUGUCCAGGCGCAAAGCUGCUCGCAUGCUCAUCGCCAUCGUCAUCGUCUUCGGCGUUUGUUACCUGCCGGUUCACCUGAUGAACUUGCUCAGAUACUUCGAGGUGGUCAGUUAUGGAGGCAGUCGACGAGAGCUCUUCAUCCAGUCCAUGAUCAUCCACCUCUUGCCCUACAUCAACUCGUCCUUGAACCCGGUCAUUUACAACUUUAUGAGCGCCAAGUUCAGGAAAGAGUUCAAGACAGCGUGUCUCUGCUGCUUCUAUGGGAUCAGGAAACGUCCUUACCAGCCCCGCAGGGAGACCACCUUCACGAUGACCUUCUCCAACAGCAACUACAGCAACUGCCACACAGAAGAGGUCACCCUUGCCAGUAUUUGA